This is a messenger RNA of Erigeron canadensis, 789 nucleotides long. RefSeq lists its product as uncharacterized. Bases 1 to 483 code for a protein of 160 amino acids. The transcript has 3 exons. The record is from RefSeq and is a predicted model, not a curated record. Lineage: Eukaryota; Viridiplantae; Streptophyta; Magnoliopsida; Asterales; Asteraceae.
AUGCACCAUUCCAUGAUGUUCCAACCUCCAUUUGAGAUGGAAAAUGGUCAUAAUAUUGAUAUGUCAGCCAUGAACAAUUUACAAAUGGUUUCAUUUAAUGAUAAUGACCCUGAAGUGAUAGCCCGCCGUAUUAAAAACAGAGAAAGGCAACGUAGGUAUAGAGCUAGAAAGCGUCAAGAGGCAGAUUUGAAGAGAGUGUGCAUGAUCAGUCAACCAAUUCAACCACAAGUCAAUGAAGUUCAAGUCAACAAUACUCCUGUUGACUUUGUGACCCGUGUCUACAGCCCUAGAAACUGGAAAAAAGAUGCCAGAAGGGCACAUUUGUUGAAACAGCAACAACAACAUGCUGUUACUUCUGCAUCUGCAAAUAUGUAUCUGCAACUUUCUGGAAAUCAAUCGGAUGUAAAUGUCGACACCAGAGAACAAUCGAGUACGCCCGGUGGAAGGAAUUGGAAAGCUGAAGCAAGAAAUAAAAGAAAAUGAAGUUUGUUGAUUAUCUUGCUUCUCAAAUUUAGAAAGAAAACCAUAGAAUGAAUUCAGAGCGAGGUGGAUCUGUUUCGUCUCAUUGGAAAUGUGGCCAAGAAUGCUACGAGGUGUUCUUUUUUUUGCUUUUUUCUUGCAAAGAUCCCCUAGUUACAGUUAUAGGCGAUGCAAGUUAGAAGAUUUUGGUGAGUAUCUAAAUAGUCAUGGAGUUCAUUGUAUUAGGUGCAAACAUAGGUGGUUACUUGCUGAAUUAUCAUAUAGAAACUUCAAUUCUUUGGUGGCAAAUGCACUCACAUUUUGAGUACA